Molecule: messenger RNA, 1506 nt
Organism: Umbelopsis ramanniana AG
Lineage: Eukaryota; Fungi; Mucoromycota; Umbelopsidomycetes; Umbelopsidales; Umbelopsidaceae
Exons: 8
Coding region: 173-1303 (376 amino acids)
Cellular component (GO): membrane
Source: RefSeq, a predicted model, not a curated record
GCCCAUUUUCGGAACGUAAAACGUGACUCUUUAAGCCCAUCCUUAAUAAAGUGGAAUUUCUGUCGGCCACUUCCAAUUUUUCCAUUCAAAGGAACUCUCACUUGGCAGUUGUCCCAUCUAGAUCUUCUUAGCCCCUUUUCACCAUUAGUUUCUCUUGUCUGUACCAAGCAAGAUGACGGCGGCAGCAUUACCACCAUCAGAACUAUCGGAUCGACUGUACAUCCUAGGCCAUCAAGUGUUCUUCCUUCUAAGCGGCCUGUGUCAGACACUUGGUGCUCAAUGGUUGUUUUAUUCAGGUGCUGCAACUGGAAGCAGCUACUUUACUCAGGUUGCUCAGUAUUUUGGUAUGAUCUGGGUAGGUCUAUUGCUACCUAUCAUGAAUUCAAGGAAACAAGUCUAUACCAAGCUACCUACCAAGUCAGAGGAUGAUUCCAUCGAGGGUCAUGGUAUGACGAUUAUAGCGACAGCCGAUAUCACUGAAAAUGGGAUGGAGGAUGAUCCAGAGCACAAAUCCAAAUCAUCACAAGAAGGUCCUAUUCAUCAUAAAUCUAUCUUCAAGCUUGCCAUCGUAGAGGUGGUUGCCAACUUUACCGUCAGUGUUGGAUUUUAUCUUGUUGGAAGUGGGAUGUAUCAAGUUAUUUAUAGCAGCGUUGUGAUUUGGUGUGCCAUCCUCAGUUACUUUACUAUGGGAAGAACAUUGACGCCAACACAAUGGGUGGCUAUCAUGGGCACAAGUGUUGGAUUGGCCAUUAGUGCUAUGGGUAACACUUCUCAGGGGGAUGCUACAUCUGCUCCGCUCUUAAUUUUUGGCAUGAUCGUUACUCUGAGUGGCACAUUCUUCUAUUCGUGCGUCUACGUUUUUUCCGAUCACAUUCUUUCUCAGCAAGUUCCUGGACCCUCUCCCAUUCGAGUGUGUUCCUAUGUUGGAGCGUACUGUACCGUGCUUUCCGUCAUCUGGAUCAUGGUUUACACCGUACCUCGAUUCGAUGAACUCAUCCAUGUUCAUCCCGACGUUUCCAUGCAAUCUGUCGCUGGCAUGUACGCGCUUCUUAUUCUCGCUAGCGCCACGCAUGCCUGGAAUUAUUAUGAGUUAAUCGGGCGAACAGGCAACGUUGCCACCGGCAUUCUACAGGGUCUAAGAGCCAUUCUAGUGUUCGGAUUGAGCCACUUUUGGUACUGCAGCAGCGAUUCCGCUCAAUGUUUUACAGUUUGGAAAGGAUGGGGAAGCGUGAUGGUGGUUGGCUGUGUGCUGAUGUUUACACUAGGUGGUAGAGGCCAAAAGGGAGGGCAUUCGCUGAACUGACUUGCCUAACCAACCCGAUGGGAAUACAACCCUCAUCAGAUAGGCUGACGGGUGAAGCUUGAAGAACCGAGCGUAGAGAUAGGGAAUCAAGUUCCAUUAAAUGAAAUGCCCAAAAUGGCAAGUUUUCAGAUAAGCAAGCCAAAAUGCAAUAAAUUUCUAUCGCUCAUUAGGGAACCCUUUAUCUUUUAAGCUAUGCUAUGGUA